AUGGAAGAAUUUACUCAAGAAAAAAUGCUAAAAGAAAUGUUGUCAGAGGAAUUAACCAGGGAGGAAAUCAAUUGGAGAGACAAAGCAAGAGAGAUGUGGAUUAAUGAAGGGGAUAAGAACACAAAAAAUUUACAUGCUUCAGUCAAAGAAAGGAAAAAACAAAAUGCUAUAAACGAAAUAAUCUCAGAAAGCGGGAGCAGCAUCAAAGAUUGGAAAAGCAUUGGUCAGGCGGUGAAAGAAUAUUUCAAAAGAAUUUUGAACUCGAAAGAAAGGAGUGAAGCACGGGUCAGGGAGUCAAUGUUGGAGGCCACUCUCGAGCUAAUAACAACAGAAGACAAUAAGAUGCUUAUGAAACCUUUUAAAGAAGAUGAGGUUAAGGUAGCAGUAUUCAGUCUCCACUCGGACAAGGCCCUUGGGCCAGAUGGGUUCCCGGUAAGAUUUUUUCAGAACUGUUGGGAAUUUAUCAAAACUGAUUUGUGCAAGGUUAUAGAGAAGGUAAGAAUGAAAGGAAAAUUUGUUAAGGAACUAAACAAUAUAGUGAUCGUCAUCAUCCCCAAGAAGGUUGGAGAAAACAAAUUCGAAGAUUAUAGACCUAUAUCAUUAUGUAAUGCGGUGUACAAAAUAAUAAUGAAGGCAAUAGCCAACAGACUAAAGAAGAUUUUGCUGAAGAUUAUCUCUAUUGAGAAGAACAAAUUUGUUCCAGAUAGAGAAAUUGCAAACAGUAUCAUUUUGGCCUCUAAGACAAUACACUCCAUAAUGUCCGAGAGAAAAAAGGCAAUGAUAGUUAAGCUAGACAUAUCGAAGGCGUAUGCUAAAUUUGCGGACGAUACUACCUUGUUUGGGGAGGCCACUAUUAGGGAGGUUGUAGUAAUAAAGGAGGCCUUGGAUCUCUUUGCAACUGCGAUUGGCAAGUUACCAGUGAAGUAUCUCAGGGUCCUUAUGUUUGCCAGAGCUUCAAAAACUGCAUUAUGGGAAGAGUUGAUAUCAAAGUGCAGGCAAAAAAUGAAACAAUGGAAAUACAGAUGGCUCUCACUUCCUGGGAGGAUCCAGCUCAUCAAGUCAGUUCCGGUUACCAUGCCCUUAUAUGCAAUGCAAGUCUUCAAAUUAUGUUGCAAAGUGUUGCAGGCACUGGAAAUCAAUUUCAAGAAAUUUUUGUGGGAAGGCGCCAAACAGGUAAAAAAGAUCUCGCUCCUCAACUGGAACUUGAUCUGUAAAUCUAAUCUAGGUGGUGGGGCAGGACUGAGACACAUGGAGAAGAAAAAUCUGGCUUUAGGGGCGAAACUCAUAUGGAAGAUGUACAGAUCCCCAGAGAAGCUAUGGUGCAAAAUCAUGCAGAAGAAGUAUUUGGACAUUGGAGAUCCGAGCAGAAAACCCACAAUGGCUAGUUUUAAUGGUGGAUCUGUUGUCUGGAAGUUUAUGAGAGAAUGUAGACCGAUAAUUACAUAUCACUUGACAUGGAAAGUUGCAAUGGGAGAAAGGCCAGAUUUUGGUCCGACUCUUGGGAUGACCAUGAGAGUUUAA
Molecule: messenger RNA, 1521 nt
Organism: Cryptomeria japonica (Japanese cedar)
Lineage: Eukaryota; Viridiplantae; Streptophyta; Pinopsida; Cupressales; Cupressaceae
Exons: 3
Coding region: 1-1521 (506 amino acids)
Source: RefSeq, a predicted model, not a curated record